AUGUACUAUCUUAAAAAUUCAGUCAAAGGUGAGGCAGAGCGUUUAAUAAAACAUAUUUCUUCAAGUGAAGCUAAUUACGACCUCGCUUGGAAGACUUUAGAAGAUAGGUAUCAUAACAAGCGUGCUAUAGUAGAUACUAUUCUGCGGAAGCUCUACNCAGUAGAUACUAUUCUGCGGAAGCUCUACGCUAUUCCUAAGUGUACAAAAGCAUCGCCUGCUGCGAUCAGAGGAAUUCUCGGCACAACGAAGGAAUGCAUUGCUUCUUUAAUAAAUUUAGAUGUUCCAACUACUAACUGGGAUCCGUUAAUUAUACAUAUAACGGCAGAAAAAUUAGAUUCCGAAACUAGGAAGGAUUGGGAACAUACACUCAAAGCCACAAGAGAGAUUCCUAAACUAUCCGAACUCUAUAAUUUUCUAGAAACCACUUUCCGGACUUUAGAAACUAUUGGCGACUCCGCCACAGUCAAACCGAAAUCACCAAGCAUUAGUCAACGUUCGAGCGUAAAGGCUUUUAACAUCAACAAAGCCAUUUUAUGCCCUUGUUGCAAAAAAUCCCACCUUCUCUUUAAAUGCUGGGUGUUUCGUGCAUAUUCUAUUAAAGAACGCGAGGAGUUUGUUGAGCGCAAUUCCAUUUGCAUAAAUUGCUUGACCGAAGGUCACAUAUCGAAAAACUGUAACUCGCAGCAUACUUGUCACCUGUGCAAACAAAAACACCAUACUCUGCUUCAUGGUGCAUUAUCUAACCAAAAACCUAACAUCAUACAGCCAACGGAGCAAAACGCCAUUACUAAUCAUCACGUGUCAGCACCCUUGCCACAAACUUAUACAAAUAUUCUUCUCGCCACUGUACUGCUGUACAUUAAUACACCAAAUGGUAAGGUAACAGCGAGAGCAUUACUCGAUCCAGGCUCGCAGGGCUAUUUUAUUACUGAGCGAUUGAUACAGCUUAACGGAAUAAACUGCCGCCCCACACGUCUUCAAAUCCAUGGAGUUAACCCAACACAAAGUAGAUGUGCAAAAAAAUUAACAUAUUUGCAAUUGGAUUCUCGAAGCGAGCCAAACUUUUCUAUCAAUGUAGAAGCUUUCGUAUUGCCAAGUUUAUCAACUUGCUUGCCGCAAUGCAAUAUUACUCCACAGCAAUUACCAUUCAGCACGCCUUUCGAUCUAGCUGAUCCACAAUACUACAAAUCACGACCAAUUGAUUUAAUACUGGGUGCUGAUGUAUAUGGCCUGAUUUUAAAACAGGGUCAAUAUAAAACAAGCUUCGGGUUGCUAUUUCAAGACACGCAUUUCGGCUGGGUACUCUCUGGCCCAACGCCUAGUUCUAAUAAAGUUACAGCAAUUAGCACCAAUUUUUGUCACAUCGACGAUCAACUUAAGCUUUUCUGGGAACAAGAAAAUCCCGAAUUUUGUAAAGAGUACUGCAAAUUCAUGGAUGAAUACCUAGAACUCGGCCAUAUGCGUGAAGUUGGAGAACAUCCAAAUAACAUUGAACACAAUUCGUGUUUUUUGCCACAUCACGGCGUUGAAAAGCUGAGUAGCACAACAACAAAACUACGAAUUGUAUUCGAUGGCUCAUCCAAGUAUCGUAAUCAUCGUUCGCUUAAUGAGGAAUUGGCUGCAGGGCCUGCACUACAAUGCGAUUUAGUACAAAUUAUUUUACGUUGGCGCAAACAUAACAUUGCCCUGUAUUCUGACAUAGAAAAAAUGUUCAGAUGUCGAAAGCUGGAUGCUUUAACACCAGCUCAUUUUUUAAUUGGCGAGCCAACCAUCAAUAUUCCUGACGAAGCGCUGCUUGAAUUCACAACUAGAGGAGUAAGUCGUUGGCGUAUGGUGGAACAACUCAAGCAACACUUUUGGCGACGUUGGUAUGCUGAGUAUCUUAGUAGACUACAGAGCCGUCCCAAGUGGACAACAGUACGCGCUAAUAUUAAAAUAGGCGAUCUUGUACUAUUAUACGAUGAAAAAACUCCGCCUGGCAAGUGGCCUUUGGCACGUAUUGCAGAUGUUCAUCCAGGUCAAGAUGGUUUAGUACGCGUAGUUACUCUUAAAUGCAACGACAAGUACUUCAAACGUCCAAUACGGAAAAUUUGCUAA
Rhagoletis zephyria (snowberry fruit fly) is the source of this 2097-nucleotide messenger RNA. RefSeq lists its product as uncharacterized. The record is from RefSeq and is a predicted model, not a curated record. NCBI's taxonomy places the organism in Eukaryota, Metazoa, Arthropoda, Insecta, Diptera, Tephritidae.